Messenger RNA from Marasmius oreades (fairy-ring Marasmius), 687 nucleotides. RefSeq lists its product as uncharacterized. The record is from RefSeq and is a predicted model, not a curated record. The coding region runs from base 1 to 687 and encodes 228 amino acids. Gene Ontology annotation, molecular function: peroxiredoxin activity. The transcript is spliced from 5 exons. Lineage: Eukaryota; Fungi; Basidiomycota; Agaricomycetes; Agaricales; Marasmiaceae.
AUGAUUCUCGGAAGCAGCACAGUGAUCGUUGUCCUCUUUUUUCUCUUCCAUAUUAGCGCACUCGGCGCGUCGGUAUCCUCUCGCGGGCAUGCUGCACACGCCAAAAGAGACGAUGACCUGCCUGCCCGUGUCCCAUACAUUUUCCCACCACCAGGAACAGACCCAAUCGCAGACCACAUUCGGUCCAGGCGGGUGAAUGGGACUCUACUAGACCUGGAUGGAGUUUUACUCAACGCGCGUCUGGUCGCAUCUGGUUGGGAUGACUUGUUCGGAAUCAUUCGAGACAAUAAUACGUUGCCACCAACCAUGAGAGAGUUGUUUAUUCUCAGGAUUGCCGUUCUCAAUGAGGCCUCGUACGAGUGGAUUCAGCAUGAGCCUGUGGGACGCUCCGCUGGUCUCAGUACUGAUCAUCUUCGUGUGAUUCGUUUUACGCCGCCUUUUUCCAGCGAAAAGGACGUCAGGAAUGUAUUGGGAGAACAGUUGGCUGCUGCGAUGCUCUUUGCAGACUGGAUAACGAAGGCCGUUCGCGUGCCCGACGACGUAUUUAACGGUCUUCGCAAAUUUCUGAACGAUCAACAGAUGGUAGAGGCUACCGCGACCACCGGUGGGUAUAACCUCGUGAGCAGAUUUGUCGUUGCACUGAACGUGGAUGACAAAAUGGAUGUCCCUGUUCCCAUUCCUACCUAA